AUGGUGAAUCUGGAGCCCAUGCACACAGAUAUCAAGAUGAGUGGGGAUGUAGCAGAUUCCACGGAUGCUCGCGGCGCUCUCGGCCAGGUGGAGCCAGGAAAUGAUCGAAAUGGCCUAGAUUUCAACAGGCAGAUUAAAACAGAGGACCUCAGUGACUCCCUGCAGCAGACCCUCUCCCAUCGGCCAUGCCAUCUGAGUCAAGGACCCACCAUGAUAUCCGGAAACCAAAUGCCUGGGGUAAAUGCCAGCCCUUGCCAGGACAUGGCUUCCCUCCAUCCGCUCCAGCAGCUUGUGCUGGUUCCUGGCCACUUACAGUCCGUAUCCCAGUUCCUGCUAUCUCAAACCCCACCUGGGCAGCAAGGUCUGCAGCCAAAUCUCCUCCCCUUUCCACAGCAACAAGGCAGUCUCCUCCUCCCACAGACGGGGCCUGGCCUCGCGUCCCAGGCAGUUGGGUGCCCUGGGCUGCCAGGAUCCUCUUUAGAACCCCACCUGGAAGCUUCCCAGCAUCUCCCAGUGCCCAAGCAUCUACCCAACUCUGGAGGGGCUGACGAGCCCAGAGACCUCGAGGAGCUGGAAAAGUUUGCCAAGACCUUCAAGCAGAGGCGGAUUAAGCUGGGCUUCACACAGGGAGACGUAGGGCUGGCGAUGGGAAAGCUGUAUGGCAAUGACUUCAGCCAGACUACCAUCUCACGAUUUGAGGCCCUCAAUCUGAGCUUCAAGAACAUGUGCAAGCUCAAGCCGCUGCUGGAGAAGUGGCUGAAUGAUGCAGAGUCCUCUCCGUCAGACCCCUCGGUGAGCACGCCCAGCUCAUAUCCCACCCUCAGCGAAGUGUUUGGCAGGAAGAGGAAGAAACGGACCAGCAUUGAGACCAACAUCCGCCUGACUCUGGAGAAGAGGUUUCAAGACAACCCCAAACCCAGCUCAGAGGAAAUCUCCAUGAUUGCAGAGCAGUUGUCCAUGGAGAAGGAGGUGGUAAGGGUCUGGUUCUGCAACCGACGCCAAAAGGAGAAGCGAAUCAACUGCCCUGUGGCCACACCCAUCAAAUCACCCAUCUACAAUUCCCGGCUGGUCUCUCCCUCAGGGUCUCUGGGCCCCCUCUCUGUCCCUCCUGUCCACAGCACCAUGCCUGGAACAGUAACGUCAUCCUGUUCCCCUGGGAACAGCAGCAGGCCUUCGUCUCCUGGCUCAGGACUCCAUGCCAGCAGCCCCACUGCAACUCAAAAUAACUCCAAAGCGGCAGUGAACUCCUCCUCCAGCUUUAACUCUUCAGGAUCUUGGUACCGAUGGAAUCAUCCCACCUACCUCCACUGAGACCAAAAAGUUUCCCCUACUGCACCCUGCCCCAUACUGGCCACUGGAAGGAAGGGAGUCAUGCCUGUUGUGUAUGGACAGAUUACUUUCAGAAGAGCGAAAGAAAAUCCCUAUUGUCAAUGAACCCAAACUGUUACCUUCUGCAGGAGCAAGGGCCUCCAGAGAUCCAAACUGUGAUUGAACCAUGUUCUGACUUCUAAUUGCCCUUGAAACACAUAACCCCUCCUAGGAGUUUACCAUUUUCACCUUCCUUGCCUGUGACCUUACCUUCUAGUUUCACGUACUUUAGACGGCUUCACUGUGGCAAUAGUCUUUCAGAGAAAGAACUUCUUGCUAUUAUUCUCCAACUCAUCUGUGGGCUUCUGGGGACAGCCGUUUGCCUGGCGUAUCAAACUACCAGAAGGCGAGAUAAUGGUUUUGACUCUGAAGUUAGCUACAAUCCCUGGACUGAUCCCUAAAUCUGUGCAAACAUUUGAAUCUGAUAUCUCCACCAAA
Messenger RNA from Lemur catta (Ring-tailed lemur), 1806 nucleotides. RefSeq names its product POU class 2 homeobox 3 (gene POU2F3). The transcript is spliced from 13 exons. Gene Ontology annotation, cellular component: nucleus. Gene Ontology annotation, molecular function: RNA polymerase II cis-regulatory region sequence-specific DNA binding; DNA-binding transcription factor activity, RNA polymerase II-specific. NCBI's taxonomy places the organism in Eukaryota, Metazoa, Chordata, Mammalia, Primates, Lemuridae. The record is from RefSeq and is a predicted model, not a curated record. Gene Ontology annotation, biological process: regulation of transcription by RNA polymerase II. Bases 1 to 1311 code for a protein of 436 amino acids.